AUGUCAGAGUACCUCAAAGACUUUGACCCCGACUUAUUGGGCACCGACGAGGACGGCUUCGACUUCAAUGGCUGGGUCAACAUGCCUCUCAUUGGACAAGAAGAGCAGGAACCAGUUCUCGACUUCGAUUUCGACUUCUCCCUGCUGCCUGAUGCUACUGCAGCUCCCGUGGAACUUUUUUGGUCCACGGCGCCUAUUAUUGGUCAAACGCACAUCGGAUCCCCAAUGCCGGAUCCGGAGCACGGAACCUUUGAAGCACCAAGAGAACCAGCUACUCAGCUGGAGCAAAGCGCAUGUUCCGUUAGUGGUGAAGCUCAUCCAGUCGCAUCUGAUCAUCAUCCAGUUCUUGGACCUUCUGAGUUUUCAUGCAUCCAAUGCAAUAUAUCGUUCCCACACGCGGCUGCGCUUCAUAAUCAUGCGUCAAUCUCACUACAUAAUCCCGUUGCAUGUUCGUGCGGAGAAAGGUUUUCACGUCUCGAUGCUCUAAACCGACACUGUGAUUCCUUUCGCAAAGACAACCGUUCUUAUCCGUGCAAGUUCUGCAAACGCCAUCGCGGUAGGAAGGCAUUUGGCCGGAAAGAUCAUCUUGUUCAACACCUUCGCGGCUAUCACAAAUUCGACCAGGAAGAAAUUAACAACAUUUCCCGCAAUUAUGGUUACAAUUACAAUCACCGUCAGAUUCUAGUAUGCCCUCAUGCUGGAUGUGAAUAUCAUCGAGGCGAGGAGUUCAAAAGGUUCACCUGGUCUCGGACUACCGCUGACAUUCCUUUUGAGAACCAAUCCGACUAUAGGAAGCACCUGAAAGACGUCCAUGAGGAUACCCCGUUCCCUUGUCAUGUGGCUGGAUGCGACCGAGUUGGCCGCAGAGGCUAUAUCCGUGAGAGGGACCUUAUGAAACAUUUAACUAGUCAACACCCAGAUGCAGCUGAGUAUUCACCAGCUCCUCGAGAGGAUACUUUAUACAAUUGCGGCGAUUGUGGGAAGCGCUAUAUGAACGCAAGCUCACUUUCUUAUCACUCUUGCAAACCUGACCCCAAGGAGGGCUAG
This is a messenger RNA of Daldinia loculata, 1047 nucleotides long. RefSeq lists its product as uncharacterized. The transcript is spliced from 2 exons. Gene Ontology annotation, molecular function: DNA-binding transcription factor activity, RNA polymerase II-specific; RNA polymerase II transcription regulatory region sequence-specific DNA binding. Gene Ontology annotation, cellular component: nucleus. Gene Ontology annotation, biological process: regulation of transcription by RNA polymerase II. Bases 1 to 1047 code for a protein of 348 amino acids. NCBI's taxonomy places the organism in Eukaryota, Fungi, Ascomycota, Sordariomycetes, Xylariales, Hypoxylaceae. The record is from RefSeq and is a predicted model, not a curated record.